AUGGAGGCAAGCAAGCAUAUCGAGCAGUUGCGUCGUGAGAGAGGAGUUGGGAAUUCUGACUUUGACUUCGUUGCCCAGACUCUGGAUAACGCAUUGGCUAUUUUAGCCGAUGACCUCUACACCAAACCUACUCAUUUUCUCCUUGAACUUAUCCAAAAUGCGGACGAUAAUAAAUAUGCGGCAGAUUCUCCGACAAUUACGUUCAAUCUCAUGACCAAUCUUCUCCUUGUGAGCUGCAACGAACUUGGUUUUACUCCAGAUGACGUACGAGCCAUAUGUAGUAUUGGUCAGAGUACAAAAAGUGCGUCCAGAAAGGCUUCAGGCUACAUCGGCGAAAAAGGUAUCGGCUUCAAAUCAGGAUUUAAACUCGCAGAUACUAUAUGCGUGUCCUCGGCUUCAUACUCUUUCAAAUUCGUGAGGAGCGGUCGACUUGGAAUGAUCACCCCAAUCUGGGAGGACUUCCCGAGUCAGCAUUUCCAGGAAGGAUUAACACAGUUUUUGUUUCACAUACCCGAGUCGAACGAUGUUUUGAGCGUGGAGACCGACCUCUGCAACCUUGAAGGUUCAGUUCUGCUGUUCCUUCGACGCCUGGAGAGAAUCGAAUUGGAGCCGGCCUUUGGCGGUAAUCGCUUCUUUAUCCGAGAUUCCUUCCCAGGCCUGGCCGGUGAAAUUGUCCGUAUUGAUGAUAUCUCGGCGGAUGGUAUCUCGUUUAAACUUUACACGAUUGAGCGAACAGAGGUCAAAGAUUUGCCUGAUGACCCUAAACGUCCUGGUAUCCAUGAAAGCGAAGUUGCUGUCGCUUUUCCCUUGUCUCCUGUAGACACGCCUUUGGUUAAAGACUGUUUUGCUUAUAAUUUUCUUCCCAUCCGGAAAUACGGCUUCUCGUUCCUCAUUCAAGGAGACUUUCUUCUGACCGCCAAUCGCGAAGAUAUCGAUGAAAGACCGCUCUGGAACCGAGCUUUACUUGAUGGAGUCGUACAAGCAUUUGUUCAGGCAGUUCAUCGUUUCAACAAAACAGAACUGAAAUACAAAUGGCCUGCUUAUCUGCGGUGUUUUUCUUCUCUCGUCGGAAACACCUUGGUUGACUCUGUUCGCAGCCAGAUACUUAAAAGACUGAAAAACGAACGUAUCUUGGAGACUAGAGGGAGGUCCUUUAGAAGACCCCACGAGCUCUGGUAUUUGCCUUCUGAGUUUACGGAUGAUGAAGGCGAGUACCUCUUGGAGGAUGGACAACAGCAGUAUCAGCACUUGUCAAUUCACUACAAUGUACAUGAAUUGUCCAUCUUGGGCGUAAAGCCCCUUACGUCCUCUUUAUUCCUGAGUGAUCUCAAAAACUUUGCACGGGACCAAAGUGUUAUCUUCCGGCGCAUGCCUAAUACGUGGCAUUCUAAGGUGGCCAACGCUGUUCUUCAAAGAAGGGGUGGUCUCCAACGAGAAUUAAGCUUUUGCCCUAUUAUUCCUCUUCAAGACGGCUCAUGGGUCACUCCCUCUGAGGGGAACAUUUUUUUCGCGAGCACCGAUACCAACGUCUUUGUUCCAGGCGGCAUAGACGUGCUACUAGUCGAUCAAACCGCUUCUCAGGAUCCCAAAAGGCGGCAAUUGUACCAGGACCUAGGUGUCCAAACUCUUAGUUUUCAAAGAGUUUGCGAGAUGAUUCUGGAAACGCACAAGCAAGCCUCCUGGCACUGCACCACAAGGGAUCUGGCAUCUCAUGCAUCUUAUAUGUUCCGCGCAAGAGAACUGUUUCCAGUGGAGCUUUCCGAUCAGUUCUGGUUGGCAACUGCUGAAGGGAGAUGCGCAAGAGGCAGAGCUUUAUACAUGGAACUUCCGAAUUCCGUCCGGAUAAGCGACUUUGCCGCGUGCAAGGAUCUGGUAUCUUUGAUCAAUCCUCUCUAUCUAGAACUCCAUACAGAUUCGUUUGAGAACUGGACUAGAUGGCUGCAACGUGUUUUACGGGUCGCAUGCCUUCCACGGCUAUUCCAGGAAGGCUCACUUGUCAUUGUGACUCAUGAAUUCUUUCGUCUUAUGGAGCAUACUCCCAUGCAAUGCCUGAUACUCCUCAGAGACAAUUGGUCACAUUACUUUCCAUCUGGGUACCAGAAUCAGAGAGUACGUGAAAAAGCGGUUCAAGUAGUAAAACGCAAUCUGCGGAUACGCUGCUCGAACGGCAAACUUACGGCCAUUGGAAAUACAUUUCUUCCAAAAGCUCAUAUGACCCAAAUGGGUAGAUGCCGGGAUAUUCUGCCUUUUCUCGAUGUUUCAGACCCCGACAAUAGCCUGUGGGCUAAUUUAUCAUUACUUGGUAUUACAAUGGAUCUGAGCCUAGAACUUUACCUCCAGUACUUGGAGUGCAUUCAAGGUGAAAUUCUCAAGGCGAAUGAUGCACACGAUAUAUACAGGCAGAUAAAACAACGGUUGCCAAAUGACAAUGGCACCCUCAGGGAUUGCAAAACACGAUUUUCUCUUCUGCCGUUGAUCUUCGUGGCUCGACCGACACCCCGAUGGCUGAAGGUGGCGGAGUGCUUCUGGAGAGCACCUCAAUGCCUGCGAUCUGCCAUUUCUAUCUCAACCCGCUACCCGGAUUGCUCUUCGUUGUUCAAAGGGGUUCUGGGCCUCCGUGAUGCUACCGCCGUAGACAUAGUCCAUGAAUUGGCUAGACUUCGGCCAGAUGCGGCUGAUAUUCCGCAAGUUAGGGAUCUUAUGUUCUGGCUGAGCGACUAUCUACACCAAGGAAAUGAUUUGAACACCGAGUCGAUCUCGCAGCUGGAAACAUGUGUCGUGUUUCCGGUUUUUCAAGUCAUAGAUGGACAAAAGCAGACUUGGUUCGUCGCCUUCUUUGACCUUUGGUACAUCGCGGAUAGGCCCAGCCUUCGUCAAGCAUUCCAAACCAAAGUCCCCCUUCUUGAUUUCGCAAUAUGCGAAUUCCAACGAAUCAGGCCUUUGUUGACCAGGCUUGGGCUAGAUGAGUGCACUUUGUCAGCCAGUGUGGAUGAAAUCGCUAUGCAUGAAGGUGACGCCGCUUUUCACGGGCUUCUAACAGAGAAGCUUAUUCAAAAGCUGACUUUCAUGGAGCGUUUGCUUGGAGAUACGAAGAGUAACCCAUCGAUGCUGAAGCUUAAGGAUCUUAAGGUCUAUGCUGUGACAAAAAUUACGCUGAUACGACAAAUAGACGACAUCACAGGGGAAUCGGACGAUGGAGACCUCGUUAUGCGGGAGUCUGAUACGCGGUUUGAGUUCUUUAUCAAGAUCUCAGACCUUGAAUCUGGUGAUUUGCCAUAUUCAGCUCUUGCGGGUCGUCUUUCAGACGUUUUGGGAAUUGAGGAUGAGAGGAAACAGCUAGUUAUGAUUAUCCUGGUCACUCAAAGCGAGCAUCGCAUCGGACUUACUCUGGAACAGCAUGGCUUUCACUCGGAGCUGCACGAAGAUCAGGACUCAGCUCAUCACUCUGAGAUAGGCGGAUACCACACCCUGGAUACUUCAGAGACAGUUCAUGUUUCCGAUGAGGUUUCAUACAAUCAGACCAAAGUGGCUGUUGAAACAUUUGAUCAAAUGAGGCGGAGAGAGAACAGCAGAAUUAGCCAGUCAAGACUGUCAGUGGCUAAUGCCGCGGGUUUAUUUGAUAUGACACAAAUCAACAUAGACCACCCAGGCGAGAUGGAAUAUCCUCUUUCCGAAGAAGCAUCAGACCAUCAUCAGCCUAAAAGCCCUCUUCUGGCACGUUCCCUCCGGCCUGAGCCUGGUCAAAGAGUUUGGAACAUGAGAGAUAUGCGAUCAGCCCUUCCUCUGUUAGGUAGUGAGGACAGAGUCGAAAGGCAUUCCUACCAACCACCACUAUACUGUCAUGCUGUGCCGGUGCUUGCCAGUCCCAGAAGUGAAUCAACCUGGAAAGAGGACCAAGAAACUGGAUACUUGGGAGAGCUAUUUACAUAUGAGUUCCUCUGUUCGAACUUUCCCAAUAUUUUUAGUGACGAUUGCUGGACUAGCAAGAUGCGAUCAAAGAGGGGUCUUCCUGCCUUCACCGACUCGGAAUCUUGCUACUCUGAUUUCACUUUACGUGGCAUGGGAAAGGAAUUCUCGGAAUUUCUUCGUGAUCGAGGAGUUCCAUAUUCGGAUCGAUGGGCAGACAGCAACAUGACUUUCCACCUUGAGGUAAAAUCCACAACUGGAACAUGCAAUGAGCCUUUUUAUAUGAGUUACAAUCAACAAAAUCUCUCUCGGUCCUGGAGCCUUGAAGGGGAAGACGGGACUGCUUCGGAUGUUUAUCUUAUCUUCCGUGUGUUCAAUAUCAACGAGAAACCGGGCCUCCAUAUAUAUCUAGACCCAUGGAAACUAUUCCUCGACGGCAAACUGAGCUUCAAGCCGGAGGGGUCUUUCAUCGUCGAGGCGAGUGAAUAA
Molecule: messenger RNA, 4395 nt
Organism: Penicillium bovifimosum
Lineage: Eukaryota; Fungi; Ascomycota; Eurotiomycetes; Eurotiales; Aspergillaceae
Exons: 7
Coding region: 1-4395 (1464 amino acids)
Source: RefSeq, a predicted model, not a curated record